Molecule: messenger RNA, 2980 nt
Organism: Phragmites australis (common reed)
Lineage: Eukaryota; Viridiplantae; Streptophyta; Magnoliopsida; Poales; Poaceae
Product: WEB family protein At3g02930, chloroplastic-like
Exons: 3
Coding region: 116-2980 (954 amino acids)
Biological process (GO): reciprocal meiotic recombination
Source: RefSeq, a predicted model, not a curated record
UUUUAUCGUCAACAUCCCUCUCUUCCGAUUGCAAACCUGAAACCAGUCUGCCUCUCAUUUGCUCACUUCAACGUUGCUUGCUCGUUAACUCUCUCCGCUCCGCCGCUGUACAACAAUGCUGGCUUCCAAGCCCAAGCCUGCUGCUAAACUCUCUGAAGCUUCCAACCACAAAGAAGCAUCCAACCGCAGGGCUACGUCGGCACCUCGAGUUGGCAGGCCAGUAAAACCUGCAGCAGGAGGAGCAGGACCGAGCAACACUUCCCCACUGCACCGUGCCUGCAUCCCGCUCGACAAGUCCAUCGACCUGCCAACAAAGCCAUUGCCAGGAGCAGGAGAACGCCGGUCCUUCAAGGCCGCUGCAGCCCGAACCUCGAGUGAGAAACAGCCAAGGACUGCAAAGACAUCGGAACUGCAGGCGCAGCUGGAUCUUGUGCAGGAGGACCUAAAGAAUGCGAGGGGGCACCUGGCCUCCAUUGAGCAGGACAAAGCCCAGGCCUUCGAGGACCUGGCGCUCGCCAAGAUGCUCGCCGAUGACGCCCACGGGAAGCUCGAGGAGUCGCUCGUCGCGCAACGGCGGGCCGAGGAGGCGCUGGAGCUCGAGAAGUUCAAGUCCACCGAGCGCGAGCAGUCCAGCAUCGAGAUGGCGCACAAGAUGGAAGAGGAGUGGAGGAGGAAGUACGACAACGUCAAGAAACGGCACGCCGAGGACGUUGCCUCUCUCAUCGCGGUGGCCAGGGAGCUUGAAAGCGUUAAGGAUGAACUGGCAGCGACGGUGCAAGCCAAGAACUCAGCUCUCAGUCAUGCUGAUGAGGUGCAGAAGAUUGCGAACGACAACGCGAAGAAGGUGGAGAUCCUGAUGGCUGAACUGGCCAGGCUGAAGUCUCAUCAUGGCACUGAACUGGAGAUCAAAGCGAAAGAAGCCACAGAAAUCAUCAAGAAGCUGGAGCGCGAAGCCUCUGAGUUAAGAGCUGAGCUCCACAAGGCAAAGGCGUUCGCGGAGAAGCUUGUCAAAGCAGAAGAACUGGUAGAGGGGCUCAAAGUUGACAUCGCAUACGCCAAGAGGGCGGAAGUGGAUGCCAACCAGUCGGCACAAGAGUGGAAGAAGAAGGCGGAGUCGCUGGAAACUCGCCUUGAAGAAGUCUCACUGUUGAACAAAUGCAACGAGGAGUCACUCGCGUCCUUGACAAACAGCUUUGAGGAUUGCACGUCCAUGCUCCAAGAUAAACAAUCACAAGUCCUCCAUCUCAAAGAGAAGGUUGCAUCCUUGGAGAAGGAAGCAAGUGGAUACAAGGACGGUUUCCUUGAGACGAGCAUGCAGCUCGACAAAGCAAGCAAGGAAGCAUCUGAACUAGAGGAGACCAUUGAUAGGUUGAAGUCUGAACAUCAGCUGCUGCAUGAGGCACAUCAACAGAUUGUUGUAACCGAGAAGACAGCGAGUGCGCAGGUUUCCCAUCUCACUGAAGACAAGAAAAAACUGCUCCAAGAGCUCGAUAACACCAGAGAAGAGAGGGAUAACGUCAAGAAGGCUGUCGGAGAUUUAGCGGCUGCGCUACGUGAAGUAUCAUCAGAGGCAAGAGAGGCCAAGGAAAGAGUCCUUGCAAAACAGGCAGAGCUAGACAAUGCACAGCUUCAGAUAUCAGAACUGAAGGAGGCAAUGAAGAAUGCAGAGGACAGGCACCAGUUAAUGCUAGAUGAGUCAAACUAUGAGACUGCCUGCCUCAGGAAAACAGUUGAGAAAAUGGGUUCAGAGGUCAAGGCAUCAAAGGAUGGAUGGAUAUCCAAAGAGGCCGGGUUUGUCGAUAUGCUCAAGAGAUCGGAUGAUGGAAUGAGCUCUAUCAAUACAGAGAUGAACAGGCUGACAGAGUCGCAGAGAAUUGCAGAGAAGGAAGUGCAGGAGCUCAAGGCAGACAAAACCCAGUUGCUUAAUAAGCUGCAAGAAUUUGAAUUUAAGGCGAUAAAUACUAGCUCGAGAGCUGAAGAAGCAAUGGCAGAAAGCUCGCAACUCAAAGACCGGCUGUCCUUUAAGGAGAAGGAGGUGCUUUCUCUGAAUCAUGAAGUCACCGACCUGCGACUUAGAGAGCAAGCCGCAUUAGAAAAAGCUAAUGAGCUCUCAAAGUUGUUUGCAGAGGUGACAGCGAGAAAAGCAGAAGAGGAAGAGGCAGCAAAAAACACCGAGAAGUCCAAGUCCCUGGUCACCAAGCUGGAAAUGGACAAGGUGCUAGAAUCGUUGAAAGCCGCAGAGUGUGAAGCCAAGGCUGCAAAGGACGACAAGGUGCAACUGCACAACAAGCUGAGGCUACUCGAGUCCAAGAUCACCGAGGCCAACCUGAUUUCAGAAGAGGCAAAGAUCACCAGCCUGAGGCUGAAGGAGAUGCUGGAAGACAAGGACAACGAGCUCGCGAGCAUUGCACAGGAGAACAACGAUAUGCGGGCAAGAGAAGCGGCUGCUCAAGCAAAGAUCGAUGAACUCGCCACGCAGCUUGCAGAGGCCACAGCCAGGAAAGGAGGAGGGUUGAAUGGAGUCGUUGCAGCCAGGAGCCCAGAGAAGCAGCCCAGUGUGCUUCUGAAGCUGAUGUGCUCGCCCAUGCAUAAUGUUCGAGAUGAUGAACCUUGCAAGAACAGUGAUCAGAGCAUCCAAAUGGAGGACAUUAAGCAUGUCGAAGUGGAGAUAGUCAAGCAGGUGAAGCAUGAAAAGGAGAGUGUAUCAGCAGUGGACGCCAACUCUUUGGAGAACAGCAAGAUCAUAGAGGAUGACCUGGCAAAGGAGAGGGACGAUGAUUCCGAGUCAAGUGACGACGACAUUGAGUCACCGGGGGACGAUGGACUUGUAGAUCAAAUGAAUGGACUGCUGAUCCAUGGUCCGACAUCAUCAUUCAACCAGGAGGAGCACAUCCAUAAGAAGAAGAAGGCUUUGCUGAAGAAAUUUGGGAGCCUACUGAAGAAGAAAGCUCACUUCACCAAGCUGAGCAAUCAUUCCUAG